AUGGGGGGUGAUCAAGCUGAUAGAAUUGCUUCGAUUCUCGGGUAUAAUGGCCAUACUCGGGUGGAUGCUCAAGGUUUCAGUGGGGGUAUUUGGGUAUAUUGGAAGCCGGAAUUAGUUUCCAUUGAUCCCAUUAUUAAAUCUAACCAAUACAUCACUAUGACUAUUUCUAGAAGAGGUGAGGAACCAUGGUAUUUCACUUUAGUCUAUGCAAGCCCUGACCCGACCAAGCAUAAUGAUUUAUGGCAAGAGCUCUCUGAUUUUGCUAGUCAAAAUAAUAAACCUUGGUUGCUAGCUGGUGAUUUCAAUGAAACCCGGUUUGGGUGGGAAAGAAAUUCAAGUUGCAAUGAGAGAACUAGGAGAACUGAACGUUUUAACCACUGGGUAGAAGACAAUCAAUUAAUUGAAGUCGAAUUCUCAGGAUCACCUCAUACAUGGGCUUGGGGUAAUUCCAUGGCUACAAGAAGGAGCGCAAGGUUGGACAGAGCUCUCUGUAAUUCUGAAUGGGGUCUGUUUUUUGAUAAGGCUCGUGUUAAGCACUUUCCAGCCAUCCAAUCCGACCAUUGUCCUCUUUUAAUUUCUCCAAAUGGUUUUGCACCAUUGGAAACCUUAUACCGCCCUUUCUGUUUCCAGGCUGCUUGGCUAUCGCAUGAAAACUUCAACGAAUUUUUGUGUGAUAAAUGGCGCACUGAUAUACCUCUUAUGAACCUUCUCAAAUCUUUCUCUUCUGACUUACAACAGUGGAACAAUACAGGGUGUUCAGACAGCUUUAGCAAGUGGGAGGGACUCGGUUUACUGAAACUUGAGGCUAAGUUACGAAAGGAGCUGGACUCAGUGCUUAAUCAGGAGGAGAUGUUAUGGUAUCAGAAAGCCCGUGUUGACUGGUUGCAACAUGGAGACCGUAAUACUACUUUUUUCCACCUUAGUAUGGUAGUAAGACGUUGGAGGAACAAUAUUGUCGCGAUUAAAGAUACUGAUGGGCAAUGGCUGUUUGAUCAAAGUCAGGUGAAAUAUCAAGUGGUAUCUUACUGUGCUCAAUUAUAUACAGAUGAUGGUGAUGAGGGUACAUACAAUAUCCCUUCUGGAGUAUGUACAGCUUUCUCUAAUUCUCAGUGGGAAAGCCUUAAUCGACCCUAUACCAAUUGCGACAUUGAAUUUGUGGUGAAGAACAUGGGCUCACUUAAAGCUCCUGGGCCUGACGGCUUCCAGGCUCUUUUCUACCAAAAGAACUGGGAUACGGUUGCCCAAAAUGUGUAUGACCUGGCUAAAAACGUGCUGGAGGGUAAGGGUACGCCAGAUUUAUUGAACGAGACCUACCUUGUCCUUCUCCCGAAAGUGGAUAGCCCUGACUCUGCCUCACAAUUUCGCCCUAUAGGCCUGUGUAACGUGGCUUAUAAAAUUAUAACUAAGGCGAUUGUAAAUCGCAUAAAACCCCUGCUGCCCAAAAUCAUAGCAAAUACUCAGUCAAGUUUUUUCCCUGGCCGGCAAAUCACAGACAACAUUGUCAUUAUGCAAGAAGUCCUGCACACUAUGAAGAGAAAAAAGGGGGGUAAAGGCUACAUGACGAUCAAAAUAGAUUUUGAAAAAGCUUAUGAUCGUCUCAAGUGGGCUUUUAUUCGCAAUACAUUGAUGGAAAUGAACUUCCCUAUCCGGAUGAUAGAGGUGAUUAUGGAAUGUAUCACUACUCCCUCAAUGAAUAUCUUGUGGAAUGGUGAAAAGACGGAUGCCUUUUACCCUACCCGUGGCAUUAGACAAGGGGAUCCGCUCUCACCGUACCUAUUUGUCUUGUGUAUGGAACGCCUAAAUCAAGUGAUUGAAGAAUCAAUAGUGGCAAAUAGGUGGAAGCCGAUUUAUGCUAGUAGAGGUGGACCGCUCCUUUCAAAUUUAUUUUUUGUGGACGACUUGAUUCUAUUUGCGGAGGCUUCAAUCGAACAAGCUGAAAUUGUCAGAGACUGUCUUGAUCGGUUUUGUGUUGCUUCAGGACAGAAGGUGAGUCUUCCUAAAUCCAGGGUCUUUUUCUCUCAAAAUGUCCACAAAGAUGCUCAAAAGGGCAUUAGUGAGGCUCUAGGAAUGGACGUAACUGAAGACCUGGGAUUCUAUCUUGGUAUGCCUACUCUAACUAAUACAGUGACCAAGCAAACCUAUGCUUACCUUUGUGAAAAAAUUGACCGUCGACUUUCGGGAUGGAAAUCUAAGUACUUGUCUCUUGCUGGGCGUGUCACUUUAGCAAAGUCAGCCAUCACCACCAUGGCUAAUUAUUCCAUGCAGUCCGCAAAAAUUCCAAGAACAGUGUGUGACAAAAUCGAUCAAAAAUCUCGAAGAUUUAUAUGGGGUGGAAAUGAGGAGAAAAACCGAAUUCACUUACUCUCUUGGGAAACUUUGCAAAUUCCUAAGGAAAAAGGAGGCCUUGGAAUUAGAUCAGCUAGACAAUCCAACUCUGCCUUCCUCGCAAAGCUCGGGUGGAGAGUGCUCAAUGAGCCAAAUGCCCUGUGGUCCAGAGUACUUAGACACAAAUAUUGUAGUGGCCAGUGUGACAUAGAUAUGUUUGUUCCAACGUCAAGUAUGUCUAAUGUUUGGCGGGGAAUUACUGAAAAUGCAAGCUUGUUAAAAAAAGGUUCAGCCGUAGCCAUAGGGAAUGGUGGCAGAACACUUUUUUGGGACCAUGUGUGGGCCACUGAUGGUCCUCUCCGGGAUGUUGCCAUUGAUCAAAUCCCAGAAGACAUUGAUGGAGCAAUUGUAGCAGAGCUAUGGGAUGAUGAUUCAGGAUGGAAGUGGGACAAAAUAGUUGAUCUGCUUCCCAUUGCUGCUCUGAAGAGGAUUGCUGCUCAUAAAGUCAUACAAGACCCUGAAUUAGAAGACAUUAGAUACUGGAAAGGGGGCAAAGCAGGUGAAUUCUCUGUCAAGGAUGCAAUGAGACUGAUUAAAGAUGACAGCAUGAAACUCCGCCAUCUCACUGAUGACCCAAGAUGCAAGAGAUGCGACCUCAACACAGAUGAAACUCUUUUACACCUAUUCAGAGAUUGUCCUGCAGCUAGAGAAGCAUGGGCAAGCGUUGGAAGUGCAGAAAAUUACCCAUCCUUUUUUUCAGGUGAUCUCUCCUCAUGGCUGGUGCGUAACUUGAAAGGGGAAGAACUUAUUCACUCUGAGAAAUGGCCAACAUGCUUUGCCAUAACUCUUUGGUGGAUAUGGAAAUGGAGAAAUGGUGAAUUAUUUGGCAAUCCUUAUGAAACCCCAAGUGAUGUGGGUGUAUUUAUUCGAUCUCAAACUGAUUCUACUUGGGAGGCCUUGACAGGAACCACUCAGUCCCCCAAGAAUCCAGGCAGUAGUAAGUUCAAACAGGAGACUCUUAUCAAAUGGCUGGCUCCACCAAUGGACUGGUUCACUUUGAACACAGAUGGAGCAGCAAAGGGCAACCCUGGGUAUGCAGGAGGUGGAGGCAUUAUACGUGACUGUCAAGGGAAUUUUAUGCAGUGUUUCACAACAAACUUUGGGAUAUGCAGUGCCUUUAGAGCUGAGUUACUAGCUGCUGAAAUAGGACUACAGAUGGCAAGUAAAAUGGGAUUAAAUAAGCUGGUUUUGCAGAUGGACAACAAGGCAGGAAUCGAGGCUCUCAGCAAGGGUGUUGUCCAAGGAGGAGAAUACACUCGUAUUCUCACUGCUUGCCAUAGAUUAAUUACUUUUUUCAAUUAG
Messenger RNA from Chenopodium quinoa (quinoa), 3687 nucleotides. RefSeq lists its product as uncharacterized. The coding region runs from base 1 to 3687 and encodes 1228 amino acids. NCBI's taxonomy places the organism in Eukaryota, Viridiplantae, Streptophyta, Magnoliopsida, Caryophyllales, Amaranthaceae. Gene Ontology annotation, molecular function: RNA-DNA hybrid ribonuclease activity; nucleic acid binding. The record is from RefSeq and is a predicted model, not a curated record. The transcript has 2 exons.